ACCACUUGGACAGCAAAAACUCAUAUGCCAGGCUGUUAUUCAUUGAUUACAGCUCGGGAUGGAGGCGGUGCUGGAGCAGCAGCUGCGGGAGACGAUGAAGAACCCUGCCAUUAUCGGAGUGCUCUGUGCUGAUGAACAGGGCCUUAACCUGGGUUGUCGUGGCUCGCUGGUUGAUGAACAUGUGGGUGUAGUCUCUGUUCUUGCGCAGCAAGCAGCAAAGCUCACCGCCGACCCGACUGAUGUGCCUGUCAUUUGCCUGGAGUCGCAUAAUGGGAACAUCAUCAUGAUAGGGAAACAUGGAAGCAUCACCAUUGCUGUGCAUAAGAUGUCCAUGUGAAGAGGUGGCUAUUGAUUGUUUGAAGCAUGGAACUUUGUCGCAUGGUCUCUGCUGUGGAGUGUACAGGCAGAUCUUUAUCACUGCUCCUGACCUAGAUUGUGUACCAGCCCAUUGGUACUCUGGAGAAGUGGGGGGUGAAAGGAAAACUGUUUCUGAUCUUUGAGUUAGGAAUUAAAUUGAAACUCAGUGUAAACAAAAACAUUUUUUUUAAA
This is a messenger RNA of Leucoraja erinaceus (little skate), 549 nucleotides long. RefSeq names its product ragulator complex protein LAMTOR5-like. The coding region runs from base 59 to 337 and encodes 92 amino acids. Gene Ontology annotation, molecular function: guanyl-nucleotide exchange factor activity. NCBI's taxonomy places the organism in Eukaryota, Metazoa, Chordata, Chondrichthyes, Rajiformes, Rajidae. Gene Ontology annotation, cellular component: cytoplasm; lysosome; Ragulator complex. The transcript has a single exon. Gene Ontology annotation, biological process: positive regulation of TORC1 signaling; cellular response to amino acid stimulus. The record is from RefSeq and is a predicted model, not a curated record.